UUCCAAAGAUGUAAAAACGCAUUCAUUAUCGUAAAAAAAAACAAGUGAUUCAUCAUUCCACACGUGUUCAAGAUGCAUUCCGCUCAGGCACGCGAUAAAAUCUUUAAAUCCUGGUCAGGUAUCAGUGAGAUAACGAUUAUUAAGGAGGUCGCCACCAAAGGCGAGCACAUAGAGUAUUGCAUCGAAUACUGGGCGCGUAAACGCAACCUAACCCCAGCAGAAUAUCGCCACUACUUCUACGAUGUCGUCCAGGCCUAUGUCCAGCGUCUGCUCUCUGAACGUCUCGUUUUGAAGGCGGAAAAUGUGAUCCGCAAUGUGGACAGGGAUGUGAAGUGCUUCUUCUAUCAGUACGCUUGCGAGUGCCAGAAUGCAGAUCUCAGCGACUUUGUGCUUGAUCAUUUACGCUGCAGAUAUUCGCAGCUCUAUGCUGAGGAGGAACCAAUCCUGCAGUAUUACUGGACGCUGGUCCAACAGUUACGCGAAUGUAGCUCCUUGCUAGACAAAUACAAAGCUCAAUUACCGCGGGUGCACAUUGAAGCGCUGAUGACACUGCCGGAAACGACAAUGCAACGUCUGCUAGUCGAACUCUACUUUCUUAAUGAAAAUGAUCAGCUACUAACCGAGUUAAACAAGGAUAUUGUCUGGCAGCAUUUGGUGAAUACUCAGGACAAUGAUAAAUUACGGUGCUGGUUCCUCUUCAAUGAUACUUCAAAAAAGCAGGUGGGGACUACACCCCUGGAGCAGGCAUAUGCCACAUGGAAGAUCGAACCCACCAUGUACGAGUAUGCACUGGACAAUCUAAAGGAUCCAUGUGAGCCAAUACGCAACUACUUUGCCCGGGCUGGCUUUAUCUUUGCCAACGACUCUGGAGAUAUGACAACAUUAUUGCGUCGACUCUGCACGAUGUGCUGUCUUUCAGAGAACCAGGAUAUGCUCAGCAAGCAGCCACUGACCCGACACAUUAUCGAGCGGGGUCACUACACACUAUUGCUGCUACAUUGUGUGCCCGUUGAAGCGUUGGAGCAGCUAGUGGGCGAAAAUGAUCCACUGCUCGAGCUCAUUAUUGAUUUGAAGUCACAUUCGCUGACGGAGCGAACAGGCUUCGAGACCCUAUCUAAGAGCGUUCAGACUUAUCUGGAACAGACACAUAAUGCCGUCGAGUCGAUCGAAGAGCAUCCAUUGCUGAUUUUCUACGACUUCCUUUGCCAUGAGCCCAGCAUCGCCGCACUCGAGAGUUUUCUCUCUUCUAGUAAUUUGAGUCGCGUACCCUAUCUAAAAUCACUGAUGUUACGCUUUGAUCACGGUCCCAGUCAGAUGCCGUCACUGCCCACACCUCAUGAACUGUUUUUCAAAUUUAAAAACAUCAAUUUUGCAAGCUUGGCCUCUGCAGCCGGUGUUGGUGAAAUUGCCAGUUUCUCGAAUACGCGACUCUGCCAACGCUAUGCCCGUAAGACGCAGCUGAACUACACACACUAUCUGAAGCAACAUCGUAGUGCCUAUGCUGUCUACUACUUUUUGAUUGAGCAGCUCCAGCUUUAUGGCCAAAUAACACGAACACAACUCUUUCACGUUUGCGAAACGGUCACCGAACUGGCUCUGCAACAUGCCGGCGACAAGGAUCUUGUCGCACAUUGUGUGGCUUGCUGUGAAAUGCUGGGAUUCGAUACGCAGCAUCUGCGCCGCUUGCUGCUGCUGCAGAAAUUGCUUUCCUCGUCCACGGAGCAUUCCAGCUAUGCCGAAUCCUUCAGCCGUUGGGAUAAUGCACUUCUCGAGCAAUUGAAGGCCAAGCCCAUGCAAUUCCCGCUGGAAGGCUACCAAGCGCUAAUGGGCCUAGCCGCACGCAAUACUCAGGGCUGCUGGCCUGCUGCUUUACUGCAACAUUACGCUGCUGAGAACGAUUGGUGGCAUCUGUUGGUGCUCCUUCAAUACUUUGAUCUGCCGCUCGCUGAGCUUAAAAGACACUUGGAUCAUUUUAAAUACAGCACAAUGGGCGUUCAUUUGUUGCGUGCCCUCAGCUACGAUUUCGGCAGCGAGCGCCAACACAGACGCGCACGUCGCUCCGAUGGCCAGACAAACUCGUCUCAAGAAACCAUAACCAACACGUCGCAAAGUUCGAGUCAAGAUGCAAAUUUUCAGCUGCUGCAGAGCAGCGCUAGCCAUUCCACCUGCUGUUUGCUCACCCAAGCUGCACAACAAGAUCUCUUUGCUAUAAUUUUGUGUAGCAGCAACAACUUGCCGGAUGAACGUAUAACCGAAAUAGGGCGAUUCCUCGAGCUCAUGCAAGGCACUGGACCCCAAAGCACCUGUUUGAAUCUUCUAAAGCAAUGCGUCAAGCAGCAGCUGCCGAUUCUGGCUGUGCUCGCUGCAACGGUCAGUAGUCAAAAUGUGGACUGGUGCUGGCUAGUGUGGCUCUCUGUCAGCACGGGUAAGUGGUCGAACUUACUGCGCGAGUCAUCUAAAUUGAAUUCAGAGCUGGAAUUUGUUUGGUCCGUCAUCCGUGGAGCUGUUAGCGGUGGACAUGUGAAUGCAUUGCUGCAUAGUUUCAACAUUUUUCAACAGAAUUGCAAUUUCGUUCCCCUUUGCCGAUUUCUUCAACUGACGGCUCAUCAGCAGGACUUUAGCGAUACCGCCAUUGCUGAGCUACGCCUCUUUUUCUUCUGCUGGAGCAUGGAUGCUGUAACGUUACCUCUUUGUCCGCUUCUACCACGAAAACAGUUGAUGCAACGCUGCAUCGGUCUAUUACUCAUGCAAUUACAAUUGAACUUUGACUGCAUACUUCAGCAGCAAAAAUUUCUCGAAUGCAUCUGUCGCUCCGAUGUGGGUGACAUCUGCGAUCUGCUUGACUUUUGUCUGUUGCAUAAAGCCUUUGGCGUAUCCGCCAGCUGGAUGGAUAAACUCUCUAUUAACUUCGAACUUCUCGUGCGCCACGAUAGCCCCGAAUACAUGCGAUUGGUUGACGCACUAACUGAGGCAAAGGCCUAUAGUGAGGCAGUUCAGUUGGUCACGAUGCUGCAAUUGCCUGUCUGUGAUAUUAUAUCUUUGAAAUGGGUGACGGAAUAUGAUGCAGGUGUACUGCAUCCUUAUGCCAUCUAUGAGAAGGAAAUUGAAGACUAUGCACUGCCACCGGCCAUCCUCGUAAAUUUCUUCCUACACGCAGCCGGACAGGAGAACGCGGCCUGUCUACGGAAGUACGAGUUACUUCAGAGCGCGCUGAAUGUCAUAAAACAGCAUCAUUUGUUUCCCAACGAGUCCUUUGAUCGCGAUCAGAUCGAAUAUGACAUGGUGCUAUGCUAUCUGAAUUUGCCCGACGAUAUGGCACAAUUAGCAAGCAUUUACCACUCGGAAUACUUCGAGCAAAUUAUGAUGCAGGAGCGUUGUGUGCUUUACAAGUCAUUUGUGGAGCUUAAGGAGCUGGCGGGCAUAGAUGAUCUCAGCAUAAGUGUCGCGUCCAAAGCCACACUGACACCGUCAAUGGAACAGCGUCUGGAAAUGUUGCUGAACAUGCUGCUGGACAAGGGCGAUAUAGUGGAAGCAUUGCGAUUGCAGGAAUUGUUUGAGUUUCGACCGAACGAUCUACGUUUUAUUGUUUUCUCCAUGGCCCUCGCUGAAGGUGUCACAUCGAUCUUUAAUCUGUCCACCAAGGAGCGCCAACUACUUGCAGAAAUUGAAAAGGGCGCCUAUUCCAAGUUUAACAGGCUGACGUUGAAUCAAAGCCUGCUUGCCCGAUGUAGUAGCGAUCUCUCAGACAGCUGCUCUACACUUGAAUUCGAGGAGAUACCGCCCAAGGAGAAGCAACAAACCUUAGAUACACUACUAGGCAUUGGUUCAAAACUAAAGCAUGGAGUGGAGUUAGGUAAACGCAUCGUCUUAGCAUACAGGGCAGCCAUGUAUCUGGACAAGGAGUACUUGGAUGUCUUGCGAACCAAGGAUGUGAGCGUGCUUUUGAAAAGUGCAGCCGAGGAGGAUUGUCUUCAGCGGCUGAUGGUAGUCAGCGACAUACAUAUAUCAACGCGCCUGACUGAAAAAGAGAUUGCCGAAGCAAUUGCCUUGGAGCUGACGACCUGCAUAGUGCGACCACGUUUCUACAUCUUCCAUGCCAAUCAACAACCACGGAACGCACCCAGAAACGCCGACCUAUGGGGCUACAACAUCGAUCGUGACUUUCACCUAUUUCUAGAAUUGACGCCCAACACUACAAUCUUAGGUCAACAAUUGCUCGACUAUUGUGACGCACUCAAGGCGUAUCGUCGCUAUCAGGACAACAAACCCUACGAGGAGAGUGAAGCAUUUCAGCAUCUAUCGGAAAUUAUUACACGGUACGGUUUACCUGCCUCUGUGGCUUCUAAUACGUCCACCACUGCUGGUGCUGGUAGCUCUCUGUUGCCGCAGGUCUUAUCCAAUAAGAAGCACAAUCAAAUCUACGUUGAACUGCUCAUCAAGGCCCACCAUUGUUUUGUGCAUGAGUGCUCAAUGGAGGGCAUUGCGAACGUGUUGCACCGAGCCAAGGCUCUAAACACGCUGCUUAAAAAGGCAAAAUCCUGGUCAUUGAUUGUGCGCAUGCUGAUUGGCAUAGCACGCUAUCGCGAGAUGUUUUACUGUUUCGAUGCGUUGAUAGAGAAUGAGGAAUUCGAAUGCCUGCUUGGCCAAUUCGAUGAGGGCCAGAAAUGUGGUUUGCGCCAAGCGAUAAUCUCCUAUUUGCGUGAAUAUAAUCCAAAGAACAGCAAAGAGCUCCUGCGACUAGCUGCAUUGCAUUUUUUGAUGUACAAGGAGCUCGCUGAGAUGUGGGAGCAGGAGGCACGAGAUGUGCUGAACAAAGUGCGAUCCCUAUCAGAGUUAGCGGCGGGUCCACCACUGGAAUCGAGCAAAGCUCAGCUGAUCAAGUUGAAGUGUUCGACAGAAGUUCAGGCACUGUUGCAGCAGGCAUUGGAGAACUACACCCACGCUACUGAAAACUAUUUGCUGGACAAUAAACUAAUGCAGGCACAGCAGAGUGUGGCGAAGGCUGAAUUGGUGGCAAUGCAAAUAGAUCUUUGCAACAAAGCACUGGAGAAACGUUCACACAAUGUUGCCCAGCUUUGUGUGAGCGUCAUAAGUGUGAAAACGCGCGAUGAAUUCCGCGAGUUGGCCAACUCGGAGUUAAGUGUGGCGCAAACGUUGAUACUGAGUCGCGCCUAUAGUUACGAUAUUAAUUGGAGCGAGGCCCUGCUUUCGCAGUUUGUCUUGCUUCAAAAGCAAAAUUUCUUGAACGACUACCAGUACCAUCAGCGCAUAAAUGAUGAUGUUAUUGAACAAGUUGUCAAAGGUUAUGUGUUGUACACCCAAAACAAUGUCUCAAAUGCAAAACAUCAAGAAUCUCUCUCCCAGCUGGUGGAACUUAUACAAUCAGUUACACUGAAAUACAGACUUGCUUCCAUUUUGGACCUAAAGUCUAUUGUGCUGUCCUUGAUUAACAGCUCGGUAGUCCACUAUUUACGAGACACGAAUUUUGGGAGGCAUGAAAGCCACAACGUUGCGGAUAUGUGACAAACGAUUAUUAGUUCAAAUGCUUUAAUUUACCACAGUUUUUGCUGUACCACUGCAAUUUGUUAUUCAUAUGAUAUUACACAUAAUUCAAAAAUAAAUUUAAAAGUUACUCGAAA
This is a messenger RNA of Scaptodrosophila lebanonensis, 5639 nucleotides long. Its product is annotated as spatacsin. The coding region runs from base 73 to 5523 and encodes 1816 amino acids. The transcript has 6 exons. NCBI's taxonomy places the organism in Eukaryota, Metazoa, Arthropoda, Insecta, Diptera, Drosophilidae. The record is from RefSeq and is a predicted model, not a curated record. Gene Ontology annotation, biological process: chemical synaptic transmission; axon extension; axo-dendritic transport. Gene Ontology annotation, cellular component: cytoplasm; synapse; dendrite.